Striga asiatica is the source of this 546-nucleotide messenger RNA. The record is from the annotation of a GenBank genome assembly. Lineage: Eukaryota; Viridiplantae; Streptophyta; Magnoliopsida; Lamiales; Orobanchaceae.
AUGUCAUCCGAUCACAAGCAAGUUGCAGAUCUCCAUUUCUUCUUCUUCUUCUUCUUCUUCUUCUUCAAAUUCACCCUCUUCACUGCAAAUUUACUUCUAAAAAUUCCCCUUUUAAUUUUCUUCCAUUUUCAACUACUCAAUUACCCCUGGCCGAAAUUGGCUAUUGACGGCGAUGGGAAUGGGCGCCGUUGGCUCAGGGGGCGGCGAUUUGGGGUGGUGUCGGAGAGGUGGCGUUCUGCCUCCCCGUCAAGGUGCGGUCGUUUCUUCGCGGCUGCGACGGCGAGGACGGCUGGAGAUCGAUCGCCGACGCUAGGGCUGCAGCGGAUCGCGACUUUCCUCGACCUGGUGCGGCUGAGACUUGUGGCAUCUCGAACGGCUCUCCGGCGCGGUGCUGUUCGUAUGCGGGGCCUUCGCCGGUGGUCUCGUCAACGGGAGAAAAGUGUUCGCGAUGGGCUGCUCGGAGGCUAUCUCAAACAAAUUUACCCGGUUACGGAAACUGAGUCCUAUUCCAGUAGAAAGAGUCAAAAAAAGGAAGAGUCAACAUAA